UGCGAUAUUUUGGGUUGUCCAGCUCGCAGUUUUCUCGUACACUUCUCCUAACAGUCGAACAACCAAGCAGCCAAGAAGAGGAACUGAACAAAGCAUCCAUCCUCCAAUAUUCCAAUGGCUUCCGAAAGCAAAUCAACCACUGCCGGUACCAAUGGGAAGAAGAGGAAGCAGCGAUAUAUUUCACACAACAAAGCGCCCAAGAAGAAGGGUUUGUACCCGAUACACCCAGGACUCGAGGGUUUCUUCAUCACCUGUGAUGGUGGAAGGGAGCGCCAAGCCGCUAAUGAAUCGCUUAACCUUAUUGACUCCUUCUAUGAAGAGCUAGUUCACAGGGGGGAUUCAGGCGCAAAACUUGGACAAACACCCAAAAUACCUUUGAAUAAAAAGACUAAAUUCACAUAUUCUGAUUCUUCUGAUGAGGAUGACAAGGAUGAUGAUCCAAAGGAUGGGGAGGAUGACAAAGAUAAGCAAGGAAUUCAUGCAGAUGGUGAUGCAAAUGAUGUAAGUUCUGCAAAUACAACCGUGGAUCCUUGUGAACAGGAAGGAAAUGUAGAUGACAAAGAAAAGAAUAGUGCAUGUCAAAAAAGUCAAGCAGUUGAAGGUGAUCAGCUACCAUUGAAGAAGCAAUGUCUGGGAACAGAUACAUUAAAGUGUGAACAUGCCAUCCAUGAUAAAGUGGAGAAAUCUGUGGACAAGUUAAUAGAAGAAGAGCUUGAGGAAUUAGGGGACAAAAGCAAGAGGCGUUUUCUCAACCUUGAUUCAGGUUGCAAUGGUGUUGUCUUUGUUCAAAUGCGCAAGAGAGAUGGAGAUCCAAGCCCCACGGAAAUUGUGCAACAUAUGAUGACAUCAGUUGCCUCGACUCGGAAACACAUGUCAAGAUUUAUGCUAAGAGUGCUACCAAUUGAGGUGACAUGCUAUGCUUCGGAAGAUGAGAUUACAAGAGCAAUCAAACCACUCAUUGCACAGCAUUUUCCUGUGGAAACUCAAACUGCACACAAGUUUGCGGUAUUAUAUGAUGCCCGGGCAAAUACUGGUAUAGACAGAAUGAAAAUUGUCAAUGCAGUUGCAAAAUCUGUUCCGGCACCUCACAAGGUUGAUCUCAACAGUCCAGAUAAGAAUAUAGUGGUUCAAAUUGUCAAGACUAUGUGCUUGAUAGGGGUGGUGGAAAAAUACAAGGAAUUGGCGAAAUACAAUCUGAGGCAGCUCACAUUAGCCAAGGCAUAGCUCUUCCACUCUUUCUUCCCUUUAGAUAAAUUUGGAGUUAGUUUCGUAGGUUCUCAUGUCAUCAAGCUAAUUAAUGUGGAUCUAGUUUUCAUCUGGUUAUUUAUGGGUUCAAGACCUUGAUGAAGAAGAGCACGAGUUCUGAAAACAAUUUGACCGGAGAUAUGCUAUAUUCUCUUGCAAUAAUAGUAUUUUACAUGGUCAACA
Molecule: messenger RNA, 1428 nt
Organism: Diospyros lotus (date-plum)
Lineage: Eukaryota; Viridiplantae; Streptophyta; Magnoliopsida; Ericales; Ebenaceae
Exons: 6
Coding region: 115-1224 (369 amino acids)
Biological process (GO): tRNA modification
Molecular function (GO): RNA binding
Source: RefSeq, a predicted model, not a curated record